Opisthorchis viverrini is the source of this 810-nucleotide messenger RNA. RefSeq lists its product as hypothetical. The transcript is spliced from 2 exons. Lineage: Eukaryota; Metazoa; Platyhelminthes; Trematoda; Opisthorchiida; Opisthorchiidae. Gene Ontology annotation, molecular function: nucleic acid binding. Gene Ontology annotation, biological process: DNA integration. The record is from RefSeq and is a predicted model, not a curated record. The coding region runs from base 1 to 810 and encodes 269 amino acids.
AUGCGUCAAGACGCACGGCAACGCAUUCAUGCAGAUUAUUGCGGUCCAUUUUUGAACAAAUAUUAUGCACUGGCGGUUAUGGAUUCCUAUUCACGCUGGACGGAAGUAUUUCUCACGACAUCCCCGAAUUCUGAGUUCACUCAGUAUGCUUUGAGGAAACUAUUUAGUCGUGAAGGUGUACCAAUUGUUUUGGUCACUGAUAACGGCUCACACUUUACAGCGAAACCUCUCAAAUAUUGGUUGAAAGGACUUGGUUGUCGUCAUUUAUUUACUGCUCCCCGUCAUCCACAGUCUAAUGGACUUGCUGAAAAUUUUGUUCGAACUUUGAAAUCUGCCAUCAAUUCUAUUUCCCCUGUUACUUUCCAUGAUCUUGACCGAGGUAUUGACAAUUUCUUGAUGCAGUACAAGAAUGCUGCUCAUUCAAUUACUGGUAAGAGUCCAGCAGAGCUAUUCAAAUCGAGAUCCUUACGCACGAACCUGGAAUGCAUUGGGACUGCCGACGUAACAUUUUUCAAAUGUAACGAUCUACGUCCAUCUACUGGUGUUGUUAUUGGGAGGAACGGGAAUCGUAUGGUCACGGUUCUUAACCGCGAAGGUCUCUCAAGUCACAGACGGCAUGUUGAUCAGGUCGAAUUCAAUGCUAGAGAUGCUUCUGAUGAGCAUGAAACAAACACUGAACCUGAAAAUCCGACGUUGAGAAGAUCUGAACGGUUGAGGUUCCAACCAAUUAGAGACUAUAAACACCCGCACGCUCAUUCAACGUGUGGUGGAUGUGGUGAACAUUUACUUUAUUCUGUUCAUUCUGUUUAG